UCGAAAAAAAAAAUCUGCAAAUGCGGUUUUAACCUCGUCCAGGUGGCCAUUUCUAUCCAGGUUUCUCCAUCACGCCGCCGCAGGGGGCUCGUCGACGGCGAUCAACCGCCGUCGCCGCGCCUUGGAUCUUAGGCCCUUGGUCGGGGAUAGAGGCGAGGAUCGAGUCGUCUUCUUCCUCUCUCUCUCUCUCUCAGCCAGCCCGCGCGAUCAGAGAUACACAUUGAUCAUCGAUUCGUUCUCUUCCUCUCCUCUCAGCCGGUCUGUGAAUUUCUUGGCCAGGUGAGAGGUGAUCCAAGGUUUCUUUCCUCCUUUGACGCUCGCAAGGUGUUCGACGGAAUGUCUCCGGAGAGCAAGAAGGCGUUGGUGGAGGGGGGCGGCGACGACCGCAUCAGCUUCCUCCCGACCGCGCUCCUGCAGCACGUGCUGUCGUUCCUGCAGGCGAAGGAGGUCGUGCGCACCUGCGUGCUCGCCCGGCGCUGGCGCCACCUCUGGAAGUCCAUGCCCAUCCUGCGCGUCACCGGCGCCGGCGACGCCCGGGCGUUCCACACGUUCACGUACCAUCUUCUUCUCCUCCGAGACCGGUCGCCCCUGGAAUCUUGCACGUUCGACUUCAAUGUAUUCUCCAAAGACGACAUGCCCAUCGUGAACCUCUGGAUUCGGUAUGUCUUGCUGUGCCAAGUUCGGGUGCUCACUCUCGCCAUCGGUGGACAUCAGCUGACUGAUCUGCCUGUAGUCUCCCCAAUCUUGACAAGGUUGGAGCUUAGUCGUCUGAGUGUAAAUGGCAAGUUUCUUGAUUUCUCGAGCUGUCCGGCACUGAAAGAGCUGAAGAUGACCAACUGCGAGAUAUCUGCUGACAAAAUAUCUUCCAAGUCCCUCAAGCGUCUCAGGAUCUGUGAAUGCAAGUUUAAGUCGAAGAUGAGAACAAGAAUCUCUGUACCAAGUCUACUUUUCUUGAAACUAAUAGCUGUCAAGGGUAGAACUCCUUUCCUUGAAGACAUGCCAGUGUUGGUAGCAGCAAAAGUUUUACUGCUCGACUUCUACUGUAAGGAUUGUUGUGAUGGCAAUGAUCCUGGGUAUUGUCCUGCUGGCUGUACGCAUUGUUAUGGCAUUGAUGAUGGUAGUGCAGGCUGUGUGCUUCUAAAAGGUUUGGCGGAUGCUACGAAUUUGGAGUUGAUAGCUGAUCCUGAAGUGUUUAUUCUCAAAAGGGAUUUGAGGUGGUGCCCUACAUUCACUAACUUGAAGACUUUAUUACUCAGCCAGUGGUUUGAGUCUUCUGACCACUGUGCACUAAUUUGCAUUCUUCAACACUCACCGGUUCUAGAGAAGCUCACUCUUCAGCUUUCUAAGAAAUCAGUAAUCAAUGUUCGAUCAAGAGCGAUCUACAAUUCGAUGGAAAAGUCAUUUACAUCAGAAAACCUUAAGACAGUUGAAGUUAAAUGUCAAGAUAUUGACCAGAGAGUUCACAAACUUAUGAAGUCCUUGAACAGCUAUGGAAUACCACUUGAGAGAAUUAAUAUCCAACAAACAAAUCAAUUUUCUGAGUGUUUUAAUUUCGUUUGGACAGGAUUCAUACCAAGACAGAGUUGCGGAAGACCCGGGCUGUCGAUGUAUCUAAAUUCUCCUUAAUUUGCCAUCUGGUAUUGCUGCUUCAAACCAAUGGGGAUAUUCUUAAAUCGGUUCCAACUGAGGGAAUGAAACAUAGGUUUAUUGAUACGAUUUGCUUGGAUGUGUCUGGACGUGGUUUUAUUAGCUACCUACUAGGUAUUAGUCUUACUCCAUGUUUCGUUAACGGCCUGACUUGGUAGUAUCUUUCGUGAUGACUGAAGCUGGAUCAGCUACUGAACUGGAACUGAAUGUUCAUGCGAUUUAUAAACUUGCGAUGCCCUAGGACAGUUUUAUGCUUUC
This is a messenger RNA of Oryza sativa Japonica Group (Japanese rice), 1905 nucleotides long. RefSeq names its product F-box/LRR-repeat protein At3g26922. Lineage: Eukaryota; Viridiplantae; Streptophyta; Magnoliopsida; Poales; Poaceae. Gene Ontology annotation, molecular function: protein binding. The record is from RefSeq and is a predicted model, not a curated record.